AUGGCGUGGCUGAGGCAAGGCGGCUUGGCGUGGUACCUGCCCUCCGCCCGCUCCUCCAGUGCGCCGGGGAUCCAGCUGCUGCCGGGCACGGCUGGCUGCUGGAGACUGACUAUACUAGUGGCUCAGCUUCACUAGAAGAUGGGACUGGAUAAUGGCUGGAAGGAAAAGAGGUCCUGAUUCAAACACCAACUGAGUGAGGACAGCUUGGGACCUAGGUCCUCUGUCUUUCCAGAAAUGCUGAAUUCAGAAAUCUGCAAAAAAUAGUGAAUGGAUUUUAGCAACUGAAGAACAUAAAAGGAUUAUUUCUAUUCUGUGAUCUCUGGAAAAAGAAAAAAGCAUGGGAAAGUAAAGAACUAUUUGGUGCUUACUGCACUCUUGUCUCAGACUCUGGAUAUUUACUGUGCUUUUUUAUUUUAUUUUAUUUUUAUUUUUGGCUGGCUUUUUUCCUUCCCCUUUCCUUUGGAUGUGAAUUGAAGACCUGCUGAAGGACUGCUGAAAGAGGGAACAGGAGGACACUUAUUUUUGUUUUACUGGGAAGCACUCAUUGCCAGGUUAUCUUUACUUUCUCCCUCCACAGUCAUGUGGUCAUCACAGUUGCUAUUCUUCACGAUACUCUUAGCACCAAUAGCCCAAGCUUUCAGUCGUGCCCCAGUCCCCAUGGCUGUGGUUCGAAGAGAACUAUCCUGUGAGAGCUAUCCAAUAGAACUUCGCUGCCCAGGAACAGAUGUCAUCAUGAUUGAAAGUGCCAACUAUGGUAGGACUGAUGAUAAAAUCUGUGACUCUGAUCCUGCUCAGAUGGAGAAUAUCCGCUGUUAUCUACCAGAUGCCUAUAAGAUUAUGACUCAGAGAUGCAGCAAUCGCACCCAGUGUGCUGUGGUAGCAGGCCCUGAUGUGUUCCCAGACCCCUGCCCAGGAACAUACAAGUACCUGGAAGUGCAGUACGAAUGCGUCCCUUAUACACCAAAGUCAUCUGCCUACAGAAAGCAGAGAGUUGGAUUGAUAAAUAGAUCCUGGACCUGUGCUUUGAGCCCAAGCCACACAAAAAUGAAUGUGAUUUGGAAGUGGCAGACAUGAUCCCCAGAGGAAAAGUUUCAAGGCACCUUACUUACGUUUACAGUCCUCAAACGGGAUGCAUCUCUCAUCAGCAAGGUGGCUGCUUGCUUGCUAUGGUGACAUGAAGAGUUGUAAUGUGUUAUGGUUGUCGAGUGAUGGUUGGAGAGACAAAGGAUGCAAUUAAAACAAAGAAUUCCUAGUCCCCAUCCCUGAAUAAAAGUGGCUUUCUAU
Alligator sinensis (Chinese alligator) is the source of this 1284-nucleotide messenger RNA. Its product is annotated as adhesion G protein-coupled receptor L3-like. The record is from RefSeq and is a predicted model, not a curated record. Bases 580 to 1074 code for a protein of 164 amino acids. The transcript has 8 exons. Gene Ontology annotation, biological process: signal transduction. NCBI's taxonomy places the organism in Eukaryota, Metazoa, Chordata, Crocodylia, Alligatoridae. Gene Ontology annotation, molecular function: carbohydrate binding.